CAUGAGUCGCCCAGCAGCCGUUAUCAGGACUCGAGAGGAGAAGCGGAGAACAGAGGAUCGCUAGAUCCAACUCGGGGUUCUCACUUCUACCCAUCAUCGAUUUUGCUGCUAUCUUUGCCCCGGCGACGAUCGCUCGCUUCCGCUCGUUGCUGCUACUCUGUCCGUUGCCUUUCGUGAAGGUCGCCGGUUAAUUCCUAGCUGGUGCUCGAUACAUUUGUCUGUCCCUCGUACCCCUCGCCGGCUUUCAUCAUCGCUCUAAUCUCAGGUACUUUGGCCGUCAAGUUAUCCCUGUUUUGAUGCUUAUGCUGUAUCUCUGUCUGAUCGGUGAAUGAAGUGAAUUUAGCUGAUUAGGGUUUAGGGUUCUGUUGUUUGGUUAGCAUCAUGUCGAUUCAUGUUCAAUCCUCAAAGCUAAAGUGAAAUCCCAAAUGGGGUAUAUGAAUGAUGUGAUCUGAUAUCAAUGGAACUUUGCUUGUUACCGGCCGAAACCAAAAACUUAAUGGUAGCCUUGUGGAAUUGUAGGGUAGCAAUCCUUUGAUGCAGAUGGGCUCUGCUGCAGAAGUUGCAAUAUCAAAUUCUCCUGGAGUGUGUAUCAAGAACAACGAUUCCAUUCGAUCGUUUCUCCGUUCUGCGUCCAAUGAGACACACCUUCCUCAGGAGCUAAAAGAUGUUGCAUCCAGGUUGUUGUCUCAAGACAAUUUGCUCUAUGUGUCUCUCCGAAGUAUAUGGACCGGAUUUCAGCCUUCUAGCCGUCCAGAGUUGAUGGUUCUCUUAUCAGGAUCCGAAUUCGUCUUCCGCAGCCCUAAACCUAGAGAAAAGGGUGAAGAACUAAAGGCAAGGUUGAGGAAACUUGAGGAACUGGCUGAGAGAAAGGCCUACCAGGAGCUAGUGAAAGAUAUCACACCAAGCAAGGAGACUACUGAACCCUUCUCUUCUUACAAGGAUCAGCUCGGCUUUGGUCUGCAUGUUGGUCUCACCAUGUUCACUGGAUAUUUAGUUGGGUUUGCAGCAUUCAGAGCAUUGUUCGGCCACAGUCCUGCCAUGAGUGCUGCUGGUGGAAUCCUGGGAUUGGUGGGCGCAAUGCUAGUGGAAACGCUUCUUUUCAUUAUCAGAACAUCUGAUCAGCCUCCCAAAGCAAACCGAUCCAAGCUAAAGAAGCCAUAGACUGGUACUUCAAUCACACUUUCAGAUUUCCAUGAUUGCACAUGAACUUAAUUCAAAUCCCACUCCUUUGAGAAACUGCUGGAGUUUUCAUUGGACUGUCGAAAUACAUGCCAUUUCGAAUCAUUCUGGCUCGUAGUACCACCUCGACAGCAAUGGUUUUCAAGUGUCAUUGGCUUCAGUAUAGGGAAGUAGCAGUACAAAUAAGGGCUGCCUUGCAGCUUCAUCUACAAACCAACCUUCCUGGUUGUGGUUUGGAGCUCCAAUUGCAGGCCGAAUACGAGUUCCUCUAAAACAUUCGACAACGGGUUCAGAUUUUGCUCGCGGCGGUCCAUCGAUGUCAGUCUACACUUACUCUCCUCAUUCAGCAUACUAGCGUGAUGCCAACAUGUUUGUUUUUCUAUAUGUACACACUAGUAAGUGGACGUAUGUGAAAGUAGAUCUCGCCUAUAUCACGAAUUAGUCUUAUCUUUUGUUCAAAUCAGGAUUGGGGCAAAAACAAUGAAGCGAAUUCACACAAAAUUAACAAAACGAACGAAGAAUUACUCAACCAUAUAAUGAGUAUAAUUACACGAGGAAGCUGUUAAAACCAUCGUACAAUACGAAAUCCAACUAGAAGUGCGCACCAACGAGUAGGUGACUAUAACGGAAGUUGCAUAUCUGUUAGUAUAUGACUGAAAUUCAUGCAAGUGGUGUUACUUAAACCGAAUCUUUAAUCAGAGUGUCGAGAUUUUUUGCGUACACACCAACUCCAUUUUUCUCAUCGACCAGCUAAUCCGAUUAUGAUUAAUUAAUGACAUCCACAAUU
Molecule: messenger RNA, 1966 nt
Organism: Linum trigynum
Lineage: Eukaryota; Viridiplantae; Streptophyta; Magnoliopsida; Malpighiales; Linaceae
Source: the annotation of a GenBank genome assembly